AUGGCAUACUUCAGGUCUCUUAUCAGCUGUUAUGAAAUCGGCCUGUCAAUUUUGUAAGAAAAAACACAAUUAAAAUUGUUUUAUUCAUCAAGUGUUAUUCCAUUCGAGAGAAAUAAGAAGCUCGGAAGUUUAAUUCUGUUUUCAUUCAGUAUCAUGGACUCUGAGAAGAACGGUGUUCCUUAUUCACGAAGUGGUGACAAAGAGGAAGAUGAGAAAUUACUGAAGCCAUUUACUUAUAUACUUCAAGUUCCUGGUAAACAAGUUCGAGGGAAAUUAGCGCACGCUUUUAAUUUUUGGCUUAAAAUCCCAAGUGAAAAAAUUCUAAAAGUCGGUAAUAUUAUUCAAAUGCUUCACAAUUCGAGUUUAUUUUCAAGCAGGAUAGACGAUAUUGAGGAUAAUUCCAUUUUAAGAAGAGGAAUUCCUGUCGCUCAUUCAAUUUAUGGAGUAGCUAGUACAAUUAAUGCUGCAAACUACGUUCUUUUUAUCGCCCUAGAAAAUGUUUUAUCGUUAAAUCAUCCUGAGGCGACUCAGGUGUUUACUGAACAGAUAAUGGAAUUACAUCGUGGCCAAGGAAUGGAGAUUUAUUGGAGAGAUAAUUUUAUUUGUCCUUCGGAGGAGGAAUACAAAACUAUGACAAUUAGAAAGACUGGAGGUCUUUUCAAUUUGGCUGUGAGAUUAAUGCAGCUUUUCUCCGACUGUAAAGAAGAUUUUGCACCAUUAGCCGGAAUUUUGGGCUUGUACUUCCAAAUUCGGGACGAUUACUGUAAUUUAUGCCUUCAAGAGUAUACAGAAAACAAAAGUUACUGCGAGGAUCUUUCAGAGGGAAAAUUCAGCUUUCCAAUCAUACACGCAAUUCAAAAUCAACCAGAAGACGACCAAGUAUUGAACAUUCUUCGGCAACGAACGAAAAACGUUGAAGUGAAAAGGUAUUGCGUUAAUCUUCUAGAAAAAUUUGGUUCCUUCAACUAUACGAGAAAUGUUCUCUCCGAGCUUAAUGAGAAAGCGAGAAAAGAAAUAGAAAGGUUGGGCGGUAAUCCUUAUCUCAUUUCUCUUCUAGAUGAAUUACUUACAUGGGAUCGAGGUUAAAGUACAAUUUUUCCAACGAAAAUUUUAAAAUUACUUUUUUACUUCUCUAAAUAAUAAUUAGAAAAACUUGACUUCUA
Molecule: messenger RNA, 1163 nt
Organism: Leptopilina heterotoma
Lineage: Eukaryota; Metazoa; Arthropoda; Insecta; Hymenoptera; Figitidae
Gene: qm
Product: geranylgeranyl pyrophosphate synthase
Exons: 7
Coding region: 154-1086 (310 amino acids)
Biological process (GO): isoprenoid biosynthetic process
Molecular function (GO): prenyltransferase activity
Source: RefSeq, a predicted model, not a curated record